AUGACGCAAACACAGCAACAUUUCCAGAGCCAUCUGGACGUUUUUGCACCCUCAAUCUUAUACAUCGCGGUCAUUACGAGGUCCACGGGGAUCCAGAUCAAAGUCAGCUUCCUGCAAGCAGAGCCCUACCCACUGCUGCUGUUCCUUUUGCCUUCAUGCGCCGCCCCGCACCUGCCGCUUCUGCUUCCACCGAAACACCACGACCUUCCCCUGGAACUCCACGAGCUACUGGCCUGUUCCCUGCAAGAUCCUUCCAAAGGUUACAUGUCAAUCCAUGUUGCUGACAUAGUGAAUGACAAGCUCAGUACUUCCAGGACAGUUGUCAUUCGCUUUUUGGAAGCUGAUGCAACUGUUGAACGAAUAACAGCAAAGGUGAAGGAUGCAUUAGGCUGUGAUGAGCCAAUUACCCUGACAGACAGCCAAGGAAAUGAAAUAGUGGACUCAGAUGGCACAAGAAGUUCCCAAUACUGGAAACAAAACUCCAGAAAAAUCUACGCCACCUCUGAAUAUGACUUUGUAGAGUUCCAGAAUGGAAGAAGAGCCAAAGCAAGUCGAAGGGCUGAAGACAGUUUGAGUGCACAAGAGGUCAUUGGUAAAAUCAACCAACCAAAGCAAGCUGCAGAGAGCCUCCAAGACAUCACUACAACCAUAAACCAGCUGUCUGAGCUUGCAAAGUCCAAAACCACAAUAGUAAUGCCAGAUGCUUGUCUGCAUUCUUUAAAGGAAGCCUUCACCUGUCUAAUCUGUAAAGCUCUAAUGGAAGAGCCCAUGUUUUCCACAUGCUGUGAUUCUCUGGUUGGAUGCCGAACAUGUGUGGAGCAGUGGCUGUUAACUGCAGAUCACUGUCUGAAAUGCAGAGCUCAAGAGUUUGACUCCAAGGUGCACCAGGUUAAGGGUCUUUCUGCUUUCCUGUCUUCUUUCAAGGAGAUACAAACAGAAUAACUCAUAUAACAUUGUUUCAGCAAGGAUGGCAUCUAUGUUACUGGAAAGCUAAAGAGGCUGCAAAGUUUGCAUUUUAGUAAACACCACAGCUGUUGAUUUUAUUAAUCUGUUUUCUCAGAGGAAGAUGAACUUGUUAAUAAAAUCAUCUGUUGUGGUGUUAUGUUGAAAUGACAACCUGCAGCUUUCCAGGAACAUGUCUAACCAUCUCUGGUUUGCAUUUUUCAUUAUCACAUUGGUUCGAUACGUGGUUAUAAUGUUUAUUCCCGUUUGAUGUUUUAUAAAACAUUUUGGAAUGGAGCAGUUGUUCCUA
Perca fluviatilis (European perch) is the source of this 1252-nucleotide messenger RNA. RefSeq lists its product as uncharacterized. Lineage: Eukaryota; Metazoa; Chordata; Actinopteri; Perciformes; Percidae. The transcript is spliced from 5 exons. The record is from RefSeq and is a predicted model, not a curated record. Bases 1 to 942 code for a protein of 313 amino acids.